ACCUGGAGAAGUAAGAAGCAACCUGUGGUAGCUAGAAACCAAUGAAUGAGACGAUGUCGAAUUCUUCUGAGAGACUAGGAAAGCAUAUUGCAAACUCUGGGAAUCUUAUGCAGGAAGAAUCUGUAAGGCUGGUGAUAUCAAAUGAGCCAAGGAUAACUGAGGUCAAUGUCUUACAAACUCAAGCAGGAAUUAGGCUUAAAUCUCUCAGCUGGUGGAUGAAGGCCUUACUAUGGUGCUGCAUUUUGGUAAUACUUCUCCUUGUUUUCGUGAAAUGGGGAGUACCAUUUCUUCUUGAGAAGGUUCUCCUCCCGAUUAUGCAAUGGGAAGCUACUGCCUUUGGAAGGCCUGUUCUUGCUCUUGUGCUUGUUGCCUCUCUGGCAUUAUUCCCUGUAGUUUUAAUUCCUUCUGGACCCUCCAUGUGGCUGGCGGGGAUGAUUUUUGGAUAUGGUAUUGGGUUUGUGAUCAUCAUGAUUGGGACAACCAUCGGGAUGACCUUGCCCUAUUUGGUUGGAUUACUGUUCCGCAACCGCAUCCAUCAAUGGUUGAGGAGAUGGCCCCAGAACGCUGCUGUUCUUAGGUUGGCUGGGGAAGGAAGCUGGUUCCAUCAGUUUCGAGUUGUUGCACUCUUCAGAGUCUCACCAUUUCCCUACACCAUUUUCAACUAUGCUAUUGUGGUAACAAACAUGAGAUUUUGGCCCUACAUAUGCGGAUCAAUUGCUGGAAUGGUACCUGAAUCAUUCAUUUACAUCUAUAGUGGGCGACUAAUUAGGACGUUGGCAAACAUGAAGUAUGGAAACCAUCACAUGACCACUGUGGAGAUUGUGUACAACAUUAUCUCCUUCGUUGUUGCAAUAGUUGCCACGGUUGCUUUUACUGUCUGUGCGAAGAAAGCCUUAAACGAUCUUGAAAGGGAUGAGAGUAAUAAAGAAGCCGCCAUAAUUAAUCGUUGCAGUUUAGAGAUGGAAAAACUUCCACCAAAUAGGCCGGACCAUUUAGUUCUCUCUUCUUUCUCUGCAUAACCUGCAGACAGAGGCAUGGAUGCUGUAAAGUUAUGGUAGGAUAUAAUUGUUUUUUGAUGU
This is a messenger RNA of Telopea speciosissima, 1079 nucleotides long. RefSeq names its product TVP38/TMEM64 family membrane protein slr0305. NCBI's taxonomy places the organism in Eukaryota, Viridiplantae, Streptophyta, Magnoliopsida, Proteales, Proteaceae. The record is from RefSeq and is a predicted model, not a curated record. The coding region runs from base 42 to 1019 and encodes 325 amino acids. The transcript has 6 exons.